CGCACAUUCGAGACGUUCUGGCCCGUGGUAUGUGGUGCAUCGAAGAUUGCCUGGUUCUCUCCCGCGAACGGGGAUAUCAAACCCGACACUCCGAGAGUGCGAGAGCUUCUGCGAAAGGAAUACGACAUAGAGAAGUAGUAACAGGAGAAUAUCAAGAGAUGCUUCCGGAGCCUUGGAUACCUGAGUAGCAAUCAGACAUAUUUUCGACGCUGCAAAUAUUAGGUCUUUCCAAGGUGUCAGGCGAAAGUCCAAGCUCGGUGGCCAAAGGAAGACGAGAGAUGUCAUGUGAUACAUUCGGAAAAUGCCGCCCCGCGGCUAGCGCUCUCGUUAUGGCAGGCCAACAGGAACAUCGGUUCUCAUGACUCUCCCAUGCGGCCCCAGAUGUCAACCGCGGGAACGACUGUGUUGCUGCGCACGGCUUUCAGAGUCGGACAGCAACCUCAGCUAGGGCUAUUGUCGUGUUCAAGAUGUUCUUCAAAGCUGUGUUUCUCGCGUUGCUGGCGGGCAAUGUCCUAUGCCAGCAGCAGGUCCUCCACUUGCCUGUGAUGGCCGAUCCGAAAAAGCAGGUCAUCACUCCUGAGCUUUCAGAGUUCGUGGAGAAGAUCAUGAAGGGAGGCAAUGUGCCAGGUUUGACUCUGGGUGUUGUGCACCCGGAUGGUACUAUCGAGCUUGGUGCGUUCGGGAGAAAGACAGAGGAUGACGAUGAGAUGACUGUGGACACUCUUUUCGAUAUAGCCUCGUGCUCUAAAGCGUUCCUCGCGAGCUCACUGGGCAUUCUGAUCGACGACUUCGCCCAGGGCAGGAACCAGACUCCGCUUCCGCCUGGUGUUCACAAGCUCGACUGGCACACCAAGUUGGCCCAUUUAUUCCCCGAUGACUGGGAGCUUAUGGACAAAUGGGCAUCCGAAAAGAUUACGCUUAGGGAUGCUCUGUCUCACCAGACUGGAUUACCGAGACAUGACUUCUCAUAUCAUCCGACUGACAAGCCGGUCGAUGUUAUACGCAGAAUGCGAUAUCUGAGGCCUGCCUUCGAGCUGCGCCAGCGAUAUCACUACAACAACCAGGUUCGCUCUCAGC
This is a messenger RNA of Phanerochaete carnosa HHB-10118-sp, 1077 nucleotides long. RefSeq lists its product as uncharacterized. Lineage: Eukaryota; Fungi; Basidiomycota; Agaricomycetes; Polyporales; Phanerochaetaceae. The transcript is spliced from 3 exons. The annotation marks the transcript as partial. The record is from RefSeq and is a predicted model, not a curated record.